Molecule: messenger RNA, 1989 nt
Organism: Entrophospora sp. SA101
Lineage: Eukaryota; Fungi; Glomeromycota; Glomeromycetes; Entrophosporales; Entrophosporaceae
Source: the annotation of a GenBank genome assembly
GGUGAAGACGGCAUUCGUAUCACAUGUGAAUCGAUGGCUGGGACUGAUUAUCCUGAUGAUCGUAAAUUGUUAUUUUUAGUUUGUGAUGGCAUAAUUACUGGUAGUGGGAAUGAAAAAAGUACACCGGAUAUUUGUGUUAAUCUAAUGGAAAUUGAACAAGGUUUUGAAGAUCCAAAUCCUCAAAGUUAUAUUGCUAUCGCUGCUGGAAAUAAACAGCACAAUAUGGCAAAAGUUUACGCGGGAUAUUUUCCAUAUGAAAAUCAUCGUGUUCCAAUGAUUGUUGUUGUUAAAUGUGGUAAUCCAGAUGAACAAAAUUCGCCAAAACCUGGGAAUCGAGGAAAAAGAGAUUCUCAAUUGAUAUUAAUGAGUUUCUUUAGUAGAGUUACCUACAAUGAUCGUAUGUGUGCUUUAGAUUAUGAUUUGUUUGGAAAAAUUCAUCAUCUGAUGGGCGUGACUCCAGAUUUUUUUGAAUUGGUUUUGAUGGUGGACGCUGAUACAAAAGUUUAUUCAGAUUCUCUAAGACUUUUGGUUAACUGUAUGUGUAACGACCAAUUAAUUAUGGGUCUAUGUGGCGAAACUAAAAUUGGCAACAAACGUGAUUCAUGGGUCACUGCAAUUCAAGUAUUUGAAUAUUAUAUAUCGCAUCAUUUGGGUAAAGGUUUUGAAUCAGUAUUUGGUGGUUAUUUCACAGAAUUAAAACUUACCUACAAUGAUCGUAUGUGUGCUUUAGAUUAUGAUUUGUUUGGAAAAAUUCAUCAUCUGAUGGGCGUGACUCCAGAUUUUUUUGAAUUGGUUUUGAUGGUGGACGCUGAUACAAAAGUUUAUUCAGAUUCUCUAAGACUUUUGGUUAACUGUAUGUGUAACGACCAAUUAAUUAUGGGUCUAUGUGGCGAAACUAAAAUUGGCAACAAACGUGAUUCAUGGGUCACUGCAAUUCAAGUAUUUGAAUAUUAUAUAUCGCAUCAUUUGGGUAAAGGUUUUGAAUCAGUAUUUGGUGGUGUGACAUGUUUGCCAGGUUGUUUUUGUAUGUAUCGUUUCAAAGCUCGUAAAGGUGAUAAUGACUGGGUUCCUAUCAUAGCAAAUCCAGAAAUCGUGCAAGAAUAUAGUCAAAAUGAGGUCAAUACACUUCAUCAAAAGAAUUUAUUAUUAUUAGGAGAAGAUCGUUUUUUGACAACUCUUAUGCUUAGACAUUUUCCUAAUCGUAAAAUGACAUUUUGCCCUCAAGCUAUUUGUAAAACAAUUGUGCCAGAUGAAUUUAAAGUUUUAUUAUCUCAACGUCGUAGGUGGAUCAAUUCAACAAUUCAUAAUUUAAUGGAACUUGUUUUAGUUAGAAAUCUUUGUGGAACUUUUUGUUUCUCAAUGCAAUUUGUGGUUUUCAUGGAAUUACAAGGAACAAUUGUGCUGCCUGUUGCCAUCAUGUUAACUUUCACACUGAUCAUCUCAUCAAUCUUAAAUCCGCCACAUGAUUUUGCUGAAUCAAUACCUUUAUUGAUGUUGGCUGCUAUACUAGGUCUACCAGCUAUAUUAAUUUUAAUUACUACUCGUAAACUUGUUUAUAUUGCUUGGAUGUUGAUUUACUUGUUAGCUUUGCCAAUUUGGAAUUUUGUUUUACCAACUUAUGCUUAUUGGCAUUUUGAUGAUUUUUCAUGGGGCGAAACUAGAAAAGUUGAAGGUGAAAGUAAAGGAGAUGAUCAUGGUAAAAAGGAGGGACAAUUUGACAGAUCGAAAGUUCCGUUGAAAAGAUGGGAAGAUUGGGAGCGUACUAGAAUUCGUAGAAUUAAACGCAAAGAACGUCAACGACAACAAUUAGAAAGUGGCUCCAUACAUUUAACACAUCUAAGUAUGGCCAGUGAAGAGGAUGUUAGUUUAAUUCCUCCAAAUUCAUCACAUUACGACGAUGAUGAAACAUCAUCAAUCAAGUCAGGUGCAACACAUGAUCUCGUAGAUGAAGAGAUUGCACUUAUUUUUUCCAAAUAUUUUUCUUUUUGA